CGAGGCUGUGUUCAAGAAAUAGUGUUGCCUAGUUUCUUGAGUUUCAAUUCCUGCAUUUUUACUCUUUUGCUUUUCAUCGGUUGUGAAGAUGUUGGUGAUCCUGGUGGCGAUGUCUUCAGGCUUUUUCAGCACCGGCUCUGCCCUCAGCUCCCAUUUCAGCCCAGAUGGCGCUCCGCUGAGUGAGCUGUCCUGGUCCUCGUCCCUGGCUGUGGUCGCCGUCUCCCUGUCCGGCCUCUUCUUCUUCGUCUUCCUCAUGCUGGCCUGCCUCUGCUGCAAGAAAAGCAAAACCGGCUUCAAGGAAUUCAAGAAUGGGGAGGGGGAGGAGUACCAUGCAGACAUGUCCACCUUGGCCUCGUCGGCCUCCCAGGGCAGCCCGGACGUCUACAUCCUGCCGCUCACCGAGGUGUCCCUGCCGCUGUCAAAGCAGCCUGCUCGAUCAGUCCACCUCCUGAUAUCCACAGAUCUCAGCCGCCACAAUCUGCUCUACCUGAAAGAAAUCGGGAAUGGCUGGUUCGGGAAGGUUCUGCUGGGGGAGGUGAACACAGGUUUAAAGUCCUCCCAAGUGGUGGUGAAGGAACUGAAAGCCAGCGGCAGCGUGCAGGACCAGAUGCACUUCCUGGAAGAAGCAAAGCCUUUCCGCUCCCUCCAGCACCCUGCUCUGCUGGCAUGUAUUGCCCAAUGCACAGAGAUCACUCCCUACCUUCUGGUGAUGGAGUUCUGUCCUCUGGGAGAUGUGAAGGGUUACCUCCGAAGCUGCAGGACCGCAGAAGCCAUGACCCCGGAGCCCCUGCUUCUCCAGCGGAUGGCCUGUGACAUCGCCUCAGCACUCUUACACAUGCACAAACACAACUUCGCGCACAGUGACCUGGCUUUGAGGAACUGCUUGUUGACUGCUGAUGUCUCCGUGAAGGUUGGAGAUUAUGGCCUGUCCCAGAGCAAAUACAAGGAUGAUUACUUGGUGACAUCAGAUCAGAUGUACGUGCCGCUGCGUUGGAUCGCUCCAGAGCUGGUGGACGAGGUCCAUGGAAACCUGCUGGUGGCCGACCAGACCCAACAGAGCAACAUGUGGUCUCUGGGUGUGACCAUCUGGGAGCUGUUUGAGCUGGGCAACCAGCCCUACAGACACUACUCUGACAGACAGGUCCUGACGUACACUGUGAGGGAGCAGCAGCUGCGACUGGCCAUGCCUCUGCUCAAAGUGCCGCUGGCCGAACGCUGGUAUGAGGUGAUGCAGUUCUGUUGGCUCCAACCUGACCAGAGACCUACUGCAGAGGAAGUCCACCUGCUGCUCAGCUACCUGUGUGCCAAGGGGGCCAGUGAGGCCGAAGAGGACUUUGAGAGGCGAUGGAACUCCCUGCGCCCCAACACCGUAUUCAACAGCCACCGAUGUGCCCUGGCAAUGUCACAAACCCACCCCUCCCCAACCUCCUCAUCUUUCCCUCUCCUUGAGCAAUUUUCAGCUGCUGAUGGCUACCACUCUGAGUCUGGAGAUGAUAUACUAACAGUCACUGAGACCAGCCACGGCCUAAACUUUGAGUACAAAUGGGAACAAGCCAGAGCAAACCAGUCGUAUAGAGCCCCAGACUCCUCUGGUGCCUUGAGUCAGGUCAACCAUCAUUAUCAGGAAGCAUUUUACCCACCCGGGGGCAUUGUGGGAGGCUGCCCCAUGGAGAGAAGCCAUGGAGUUUCUCCUUACUACCAAUCCAAACAUCUGCAUGCUCCAGGCGUACUCCCCGUUCUUAGUGCCCAUAGCCCCUCAGUAAACAGUGAAUACUACAUCCGCAUUGAAGAGCCAGUAGACUGUAACAUUGAUCUGGACUACACCAUGUGCCCCUACAGCCCAGACUACCAGGGCAGCAGUGGGAGCUUUCUGACAGGAAGUGCAGACUCAGGUGAGUGCAUGGUCUGCCCGUCACAGGACAACAACAUGGAUCCCUAUUGGUCAGCAGAUAUCAAUAAGUCUGAUAUGUACGACUCAAAUGACUCAAGUCCUGCCAUCUCCCUGACAAUGGAGCCCCUUUUAGGGCAAGUUCUGGACAAUAGCCCACUGCAACCCUGGGAGUCUAGUCACUACGUGUCCUAUAAAGACAGAGAUGGGGGUUACUACUAUGAGCACUCACCGCCAUUGGGGAUGGAUCACUAUCUUAUUGGACAUGAGUCCUCCAGUGAGCGCCAUCAGGAAAGCUGGGGGUCAAGGAGCCUGCGCCAGGCGUUGGGGGAGUUUGAUAACCCGCUAGGUGUAGCCCCCGUCGUAGGCAGUGCACCUCAACAGGCCUACAGAGACCCAUAUCUGAACACAAGUCAGAACUCCAUCAUAGGAAAGAACAUGACAGGGGGCUACUACGACAUGAUGGGCUCCCUGAGGAAGACGAUGCCCAGCCACACCAGGCAUAACAGCCACUCUGUCAGUAUUAACAUGGAGACGGAGGGGGCACUCUUCAUCGGGCACAGAGACAGUGACACAGAGGAGGAAGAAGAAGAGGACAUAUUUGUUGAGAGACACACCUGCAACACUUGGCCUUCAAAACACCGCCACAGCAGUCACCAAAGACGCGCUAGCCACAGCUGCAGACAGGAUGCUUACGUAGAUUUCCACUACACGAUGCCAAGUACAGACAUUGAAGACUCCUGGCCGGAGGAGCAAAGCCUGGCCUUCCACUCGCUUCCCAAACACAUUGAAUACCUUGAGCCCCAACAGGUAAAAGAUAACAGUGCUUGCCUGAGUAAACAUCCCCCAAUGGUGCCAUCAGACAACUGCAACCCCUAUCUCUACCUGUGCCAUGAAAGUGAGACUCAGGUGCCGGCAUCUGGAGAGUGUUGCCACGCGCACUUUGUUGACCCGCUCACAGGCUUGCUAGUCAGAAACAACAGCUACAGUCACAGCUACACUCACAGCAGCUACAUCAGCGAUAAGGCCGUUGACACCCCAAGCAAUGACGAGAUGAUCAAUCUAUCACCAGCUCCAGGGGGUCCCAUUGUGGCCAAACCUGCCUUGAUGAAGAGUGAGGACAGAGAAGAGCAUUAUGUUGAUCUGACAACGGGUGAUUCACACUUCAAAGAAAAGAGGGAGGAUGUAAUCAAGGAAAAUUCAAUCAUUCAAAGACAGACAGAACCUAUAGAGGAAGAAGUGAGCCUGGCAACGGCUAUAACCACUCCCCCUCCAGCUGACAACAUGCAUGUGAUGGUGGCCCUCACAGAUCCACAGUCUGAGAUUAGUCAAAACGGUGACAGCGGUGUCGACCGAGGAGGCUCCAGUGUAAGUCUUGCUGACAUACUCGACUGCAGUGAUGACGAGGAGGAGGAUGACAACACUGAUGAUAUCACUGACGUUACCUCAGGCAUCUUUGCAGAUGAUACCAGCGAGCUGAACGCCUCUCCUGCCUUCAAGUCCAUACAGAAGCAGGUAGGAACUCCUGAUUCCAUGGAUUCCAUGGAUCUGCCAUCUGCCGCCGGGUCUUGUGAAGGCUUCAGCCCUGCGUCCUCCCACCCUUCCAGCUCACCUAAAGCUAUGGACAGUGGCUAUGACACAGAAAAUAACGAAAGCCCUGAGUUUGUACUCAAAGAGCCCCAUGAACCCCGUGAACAACCGUUGGGGAAGCCUACUCUUGACGCAAGCCUGGAGGAGGAGGAGGAGGAGGAGGAGGAGGAGGAGGAGGAGGAGGAGGAGGAGGAGGAGGAGGAGCUGGAGGGUCAUGGAGGUGAGGAUAAAGUAGUGCCCACAGAGGAUGAACCCUCAUUGGGGGAAGAUUUGGCCUCAGGAGCCUCACAGACUGGCGACCACAUCCUUUUACCACUUAGUGAUAAGACUCCGUACAGAGACUCGGCCUACUUUUCAGACUAUGAGAAUGAAAGGCAUUCUAGAGACGACGUGGAACAACUUUCAGAGACAGUAAGGCAUGAGGAAAUGGUUGAAAAGGAACAGCACAUGGGAGAAAAGAAGGGUGACAAAAGAAAAAAUGAGGAGGAUGAGGAAGAGCUGAGGGACACUGUAGUGAACAAAGACAUAACACUUGAAAUGGAACACAUGUCAACAGGAGGAAUGGAUUCACCACCAGGGAUGGUUGCAUACUUGACAGUAGAGAGCGGGCUAGAUGAGGUGUUGGGGCUACCUCUGGAGUCUUCUGACAAUGUUUCAAUAGCAGAAGGUGGGCUCGACGAAUGGCCAUCUCAGGAAGAGGGUUCAUCCUUAGGAGACUGGGCAGCAGAAGUUGUGGGGGCAAUGGAAGAGGCUAUCGGUGCCCUGAACGAAGAUUGUACCGCCACUGUCAAGGUAGAGGAGGAAGCCGAAGACUCGCCUCAAGAUUUAAAAACAACAGAAGAGCCAGAGAUCAAGAUCAUUCACAACAGGCCAUCAGGGAUAUCCAGUGAAAUCCUUCACUCUUUACCCAAAGACGAGGUAGCCUUGCAGCACAGGGCAAACACCAGGAGGUUUUCUUCAUCCUCUCCACCACCUCCAUCCACUCCUCCCCUUCCAGUCCCUGCCACAGAGGGCCACAGGUCUGGGGAAGAGGGGGAUGUGGAGGACGUGGACACCGAUGACAGCGACGAGUCGGAUGAGGAGCUGCGAAGCUACAGUGUGCAGGAACAGAGCGGAGGGGACGAGAGCGAUGACGAGUGCCACCCAGUGCCCAUCGUGGUGAGUGACAACAGCCAGGACCACAAACUGCGCAGCCUUCUGAAGCUGCCAACCCUGCUGACAUCUGAAAACCUGGACGAGGAGCUUGAACGCAAGAAGAAGACGGUGUCCUUUUUUGAUGAUGUCACUGUCUACAUAUUUGAUCAGGAAAGCCCAACUAAGGAGCUAGCUGAGCAUGGCUUCCCUUUAGGAUCAGAGGGACAGAGUUCACGGAGCGAAUCCCAUGAAAGGCUUAACGCCUCGGAUGACUCUUCAGAUGGGAACAUCUCGGAAGAGAGUGCAGGGUAUGAGUGGGAGGACGACUUCCCCCUGCUUCCUCUGCAAACAUCCUCAGUGGCAGCCGACUCCCCCCCACCACGCUCCAUCCCCAAAGCUCCGGAGCCCAAACCAGCCGUACAGUUCUCCCGCUUCACUGUCUCCCCCUCCACCGUGUCCCGCUUCUCCAUCACACACAUCUCGGACUCUGAUAUGGACUCUGUAGGAGGAAGCAGCGAGGAUGGGGACAAAGAAUAAUGACCUGUGGAUAAUUACUGCCUCUCCGUGACAACAACUCGGCCUGCUAGCAUGACUUCUUAUUUAUUUCUUGACGUCAGGUUUUAGAAACACAAGACAGUGCCUCUUACCGCCUGUGGACACUUUUGAAAAGGUCGUGCUUACUGACCUAAGCUGUUUAGGACAAUGAAAAGAGAAUGGUUAAUAUAUAAAAAAUUAGAAUAUUAAUAUAUACUGUGUGUAUGAUGUAAACAGAUCUAUGAAAGCAGGGGAUACUUUGAAUUGUGCAUAUUUUUUCGGAUCAAAGAGACACAAUGGAAGGACAUACCUUUGGAAAGCAGCACAUAUUCCACCUUUUUCACUUCUUAAUUUAUGACAGGAAGCAUUCAUGAGAGUGUGAAACCACCUGGACUUAGAGAAAAGGAAAGUUGAACUGUGCAAACGGUCGCUUGGCAAAGACACCUCCACUUUUUGGCUUUUCAACAGAGGAUCAGCACUUUGAAGACUGUACAGCUCCACAGACUUUGUACUUUGUAGGUAAUUGCUUUGCUUGUCUUAAUAAAUAUCAACAAGAAUCCUUAAGGUAUCACAAGUAAUAUAAUAUUCAUGUUUGGGUUCAUUCAGAGACAAAGGGAAAAGAAAGCAGGAAGCAAAGGGAAUUUUGAUGGGUCAUGUCUGGUUUCAGAAUGUUUUUCUGUGGAAACAGCUGAUCAAACCUGAACAAUGUGAUAUUUUGUGACUAUUUAUUUUGUAUCAGGACCAUUACUGUACUCUUUAACAUACAUGUGGCUCAUUCUCUCUACCAAAUGGAAUGCCAGCACCGCCAUCACAACCAAUCCCUCCUGUUGUAAACAUCAAAAACACUAUAGUGACAAUAAGGAAAGAAGUCAUUUCAGACUUCACUAAUUAAACAGUUUUUUAUAAUAUAGCAAUGCAUGGUUUUAAGUAUAAGAAAACAUCAUCUUUAAACAUUAUUUGAUUAAAGAGAGUCGGGCACACAUGGUCAUGGAAAUCCAUUGUCAUGUUUCCUAUUGCUGCCAAAAACACAUUUUCAGCAAUAUUGAUGAUUCAUGAUAUGGACUGCUACAUGAUGGAUGAGUUCUCUAAUAGGGGCCAAUACGGGUGGGCAAUAUGUAUGACAUCUUAAUCACAGCACAUGAAAUAUUAUAUUGCAGUUUAGUUAUACUGUACCUCCUGCUGAAGUACUUCUUACAGAACUUUGAAUCGUGAGUCAAUACAUAACUGUCUAGAUUAGAACAUCUGAAAAGUCAAGGUUCUUCGUCACAUUGAUGCAAAGCUCCAGCUGAGCUAAAACAUAAUGCAUUUGAAACCACAGAUAUCACAGGGGUAGUAGUUGUUUACUUAUGUAACAUAGUGACAUCACUACGUAACACUCUUGCUUCUAUUGGAUAAUGCUAUCCACAUGAUACGUGCGAGGCUAAGGGACAGGAAGUUUCUAAGCGGUUGACCAAUGAGUCGUCUAGCUUACCAAUCAGAGCAGACUGGGCUCUGGUUUCAGACAGAGGGUGAAAAGAGGUGCUGCAUCACAGGCAGUAUGAGACAAGAAAGGACAUUAUCAGAAUAGAGGCACAAAAUACAAUGAUGAAACCUGAAAAUGAGCAUAAAUGGACCCUUAAAAAGGAUAGAAGCCCUGUUUUGUUAAGUCAUCAUCAUAUUGCCCAGCCCUACAGGCCAAUUCAUUCAAAUACAAACUUGCACAACAAUAAUAAAAGCUGUUAAAUUCUUCUUUUGUCUGAACAAACAUGCUGUUACAUAAUGUAAAUCAGCACAUUAUACAUCUAGUGUGUUUCAGCUAUUGCUCAUUGCUACUGUCUGCUGUUUCUAUAUUGGCUACACUGACGUUGUUUGGAGCAGUUUUUGUUCUAUGAUUUUGGUAUUAAGCUGAAAUAUUGACCCUUUUCAGAUUGGAAAGGAGAGUCACAAGAAAAACUUGUUACUAUGUGAAUUUUUCACAUAUAAAUCAAAUCUGAUCAUCAAAUGUCAAACGGAAUGAGAUUUAAUAACACUUGACAUAUUUAAAAAUAAACGUAUGGAGCCAUAUUGUAUUUAGGUGGGAUAGAUGAGUUAAGUGUUAAGUCUAAUGUGUCUGAUCAGCUUGUUAAAGGCAAUGGGGAAUGAUGUCAUGAUCAUGAUAUGUUUCAAUGCUUUGCUUUCUGUGUGUUAAUGUUAGGAAGUGAAAUGGAAGGUGUGUUGAUGGGAUAUUGGAGCGCACAGUGCUCUGUGAUCAACAUGUAGUGUCUAGUGUUUGUUUGCAUAGAACCAUAUAGACAGCCGUCCGUAAUAUUUUUGUAUCUCGACAAGAAUACUUUUAAGAGUAUUGAUGUAAUGUACCAGUACAGGAGGGAGGAUUUAAAAAAACAAAAACAUGUCUCUUGUGUUUUAUUGUUGCCAAAGAGAUGUUGUGUUGUGGAUCAGGGGCAACAGGUGGGUUGUUUUUACCCCACAAUGGAGAUCAAGACGCAGAGCAGGGGCUUUGGCCUGGUCGUAACAAAGAACAUGCGAUACCGUCAGUAACAUGUGCCCCCCCACACUGACCUGGUCACAUCAUUACUUUCUGUACCUUCUAUCAAAUAUAAAUAAAGUCUGUUUUACACAUCUUAA
Molecule: messenger RNA, 7750 nt
Organism: Trematomus bernacchii (emerald rockcod)
Lineage: Eukaryota; Metazoa; Chordata; Actinopteri; Perciformes; Nototheniidae
Gene: lmtkb
Product: apoptosis-associated tyrosine kinase b
Exons: 14
Coding region: 89-5149 (1686 amino acids)
Biological process (GO): peptidyl-tyrosine autophosphorylation; brain development
Molecular function (GO): ATP binding; protein tyrosine kinase activity
Source: RefSeq, a predicted model, not a curated record